Messenger RNA from Cavia porcellus (domestic guinea pig), 2310 nucleotides. RefSeq names its product phospholipase A2 group IIE (gene Pla2g2e). Gene Ontology annotation, biological process: lipid catabolic process; phospholipid metabolic process; arachidonate secretion. NCBI's taxonomy places the organism in Eukaryota, Metazoa, Chordata, Mammalia, Rodentia, Caviidae. Gene Ontology annotation, molecular function: calcium ion binding; phospholipid binding. Bases 95 to 553 code for a protein of 152 amino acids. The record is from RefSeq and is a predicted model, not a curated record. The transcript is spliced from 4 exons.
CCUGGGUAUUUAACUAACUGGGAGGUGCCCUGAGAUCAGAGGCGACCCUGCUCCCUUUGUUCCACUGCUGCAGGCUCCUCUGCACCCCUCCAGGAUGAAACCUCCCCCGGUCCUGACCUUCCUUUGUGUCCUGGUGGCUCUGGCCAGCGGGAACCUGGUCCAAUUAGGGAUAAUGAUCGAAAAGAUGACAGGGAAGUCAGCACUGCAAUACAACGACUAUGGCUGCUAUUGUGGCCUCGGUGGCUCCCACUGGCCUGUGGACAAGACCGAUUGGUGCUGCCAUGCCCAUGACUGCUGCUAUGAGCAUGUGAAGAAUCUGGGCUGUGAACCCAAAAUGGAGAAGUAUUUCUUCUCUGUAACCCAGGAUAGCAUCAUCUGUGCCGGCAGGACCGCCUGCCAGAAGCAGACCUGCGAGUGUGACAAGAAGGCCGCGCUCUGCUUUCGCCACAACCUGGAUACCUUCGACCGCAAAUAUGUCAAUUACCCCAACAAGCUGUGCACAGGGCCCACCCCUCCCUGCCCCGCUCCCUGCACCAGCCGCAGACUGCUGUAGUCCCAGGCCAGGGGAAACUUGGAACCAAACCUCUCCCUCUGCAAAAUUCCCUUCCUGCAAAACUUUUCCCCAGAGCUCCCAGGCUGUGGCUUCCUGGGCCACCCUUUCUUGCCAGGAAUAGAGCUCCAGGAGCUGUGGGACGCUCUGGCACCCAUAAAACUCACCAACCCACCCCUGGGAUCUUGUUCCAUCUUCUGAAUAAGCAAAUGUUUCCCUAUAAUUUCCGUAAUAUUCUUUGAUUCUCAGAUUCUGAUAUCCUAGGAUUUAAUGACUACAGUUUCAUUCAUUCUCAUUUUGAGCAUCUGCCCUGUGUCAGCCCCACACUAGGCACCAACACGGUGGUAACAAAUCUGACACAAUGGCCCCACCCACAAUGCCAACAUUAAGUCCCUUUACUUUUCCAUAACCAGAAGUUUCUUUGACUCCUUCUUCUCUAAGCUUCUAUAAUCUUUUAUCCAAGAUAAUCAUGGCAAUUUCUGGGAGGAAUAUUUCUGGCCAUGUGGUUUAAUGUGAAAGGCAUGAAAAAUACCAGCCUAAAAAUAUUGUCCUGUCAUCGAGCCUCAGAACUACACCACUGGCAAAAACUGCUUUAGAGAGCAAAGUAGCUCUAGAUGCAUCUUCUCCAACCGCCCCCCUGUCAACGAUAGGCAUCUGGGGGUCAAAGAGAGGAUGUCCUUUGGGGGGGGUGAUCCUCAUCCCAGGUCCUUCAUUUCUUCCAAAGAGUGGCAUCCGUCACCAACAUUCUAUGGUGGUCACCUUGAGAUGGCAUCAGCCACCAAUAUUCUAUGGCAGUCACCUUGAGAUGUCCAGGACAGGUCAGCUGUGUGCAGAGGCAGCUGGGCCAGACUCCUGACAGCAAAGAAAAAAGAGUUUAAUAAUAUGGGUCAACUGAAGGAUUCCCACCAGGAGACACACAGCCUAUCCUGGAAGCGAUCUGCUCUGGCCGAUUUUACUCCGAACUACAGGGUAUAGCAUCUCCGCCAGCUACAAGAUGCAAAUGCCACCCUACAGGACCAGGAUCAGGUAAAGGAUGUUCAAAGGCAGUAUGCGAGCAAAGCUCACAGCCCAAGCCCACUAAACAUAGAUGUGUGACCUGUCCACAACAGUCAGGACUAAGAAGUCAAAAGGAUGCUUGGUCAGGAACUUCAAAAGGCAAAGACGCUCUGUGCUAACAAGUGAAGUUGGAAAUGUGCUCUUGCUGCUGUGACUCCAAUCCCUGGAGAAGGCAGGGUCUUGGAGCAAAAAUGGCUUGCAUGGAGAUAAGCGGGACUCUUAUCAAGAUAGGUGGUCCUGAGGCGCCCUCUGGUGCCCAUUUUAUAUUAGGCAGAAACCUAAAUUUGUCUCACACCUGGAUUUCCUGUCCAGUGGGCAGUGUGCUUAUGAGCUAGUAAAACUUCCGGGUUUGCAUUUCAAUAAUAAAUAUGCUGAUAGGUCACGAAAAGAAUACGUAGCAACAACCUUAGGAUGGUGGUUCCUGUACAAAAACAGGAAACUCGGGGCAAAGGAGCUGAGGUGGGUGGGAUGGAGAGCUUACCUCUGAGGACGAUGGGUUUCCAGGACAGUGGGAGAAGUACCUGGUGCUCUUAUAGUUGUGGAGCCAUCCAACAAGCUGAAAAGCACAAGUCAGGAACAAGACCUCAGUGCAGCCUCCUGUGACUCCUGUUUCCUCCCUAACCAAGCUGUGGGCUCGCUGGCCACAGUCCAGCCUUAUCCUUUUUUCCCCCAGGGCUCAAUAAACGAUCAAUGAAUGAAUCAAA